AUGAAUAAAGCUGAUGAAUUAAUGAUUCAAUGUUGGAAUCCUGAUCACAAAGGUUGUGUUUAAUAAGUUUGUUUUAAUCUUUUUUGCUAAAAAAGAAGACUAUAGUGUUUAUAAUGCAUCAAAAAUCAAUAACACUCAUCACACCUUUCGGAUCAACAUCAGAUUAAAGACAUGAUGGAUUAUAUAUAAUAGGUUCAACUUAAAUGUGAUGAAAUUGUUUCUAUGCUUAGUUCAUAUGCUCGCCUUAUUGAAGAUGAAUUCACUAAAUUGAAAUAAGGUAUACUCCAGAAAUAUUAAAUGCCAAUUAACAGAUUAAUGUAAUUAAACAAUUCAUAAAUCAAUAUUGCUUUUGAUACUAUGCUCAAAUUUUAAGAAUCCACAAAAGAAAUAAAAUUUAAUAUCGAAAAAUAGAGUAAUGAAUUCAUAAAGGAAUUAAAAAAAAAAUAAACAGAGUUAAAAUUAGAAGAAUUAAACUAACUUUAUGAAGCCGAAUAAUUAUAUUAAUAAGGUAUUCAAAUUAAGCAUUUAAGGUGACAACCUACGAAAAUCUAAUAAAUGUAAUGAAGCUCUCCAAUUGUUAGAUAAAUCAAUAGCUAUAAAUCCAAAUAAUCUACUAGCAUUAGACUGCAAAUGUAUUAAUCAUUAAAAAUUUUAGCUAGUUGUUUAAGAAAGCUUAGUUAAUUCAAGGAAGCGAUAAUUUGGGCUGACAAAGCUUUGUUAUUAGAUCCAAAGCAUUCACAUUCAAUAUAUAUUAAAGGUUUAAAUGAAAAUUAUUUUAGCUCGAUGUUUAUAUUGUCAACAGAAUUACGCUGAAGCAAUUUAAUGGACUGAUGAAGGAUUAGCAAUAGAUCCUGAAUACAAGAACUUUAAUGAUACUAAAGGUCCUUAAUAUCAGAUAUUUUAGUGAAUUGUUUAAUCUCAAUUGAAAAAUACAAUGAAGCAAUGGUUAUAAUCGAUAAAGUUUUAUCCAUCAAAGCAGAAGAUGCAAAGUUUUUAAAAUUAAAGGUUAGUUAGAUUAACUCAUUUUAGGGCUAAUCAUUAAUGAACUUAAAAAAAUAUGAUGAAGCACUCUCUUUUUGUGACAAGGCAUUAAAAUACGAUAGUAGUGAUGAAAUGAUUUACUUUAUAAAAGGUACAUUUUCAAUGAAAAAUUAGCUGAAUGCUUAAAAAAUUAAAAAAAAUAUGAAUAAGCAAUUGUAUGUUAUAAUAAAGCUUUGUAAAUUUAUCCACAAGAUUAAUCAAUAAUAAAUAAGAAAGGUAUUUUAUUAAAUUAAGAGAAGCUGAAUGUUAAAAUCUUUUUCAAAAAAAAGAUAAAUGAGAGUUAAAUUAUAUUUUUAAGAAUAAUUUUUUUUUUAUUUUUAUUUUAAUUUAAUUUACAUUUGAUUUUAUAAUGA
Paramecium octaurelia is the source of this 1394-nucleotide messenger RNA. The record is from the annotation of a GenBank genome assembly. NCBI's taxonomy places the organism in Eukaryota, Ciliophora, Oligohymenophorea, Peniculida, Parameciidae.